AACUCCUCUCAUUGACAUUUUCUGAAAGUGCCAUAUCAGACCAUAUACGCGCUUACGAACGGCAAUACCAAAUAUAUCCUUGACCUUGUCAUUUCCCCUGCUCUUCUCUUGUUCUACGCAACCGAUAGGAAGGUGAAGAGAAGCAGACAUUUUUUACCUACUCUGUAUUAUAUAUGAUCCUAAAACGUUUUAUUCAAAGCCAUAAGUCCCCAUUUGCAUUGAAGGGUAACUCUUAGCAUUUGGUAUUCCAGAUUUGCAAAAUCUCCAUUAUCAAAGUCUGGUAAAUUUGGGUGUAUUUUGAGAUGGGGGAGUGCAGACCAUUGGGAUUCUUGUUGGGUCUUCCGUUUGCCUUGUUAUCUCUCGUAUUUGCUGCUCUUGGUGCCGUCAUUUGGAUCAUAGGGACAUUGUUGAGUUGUAUAUGCCCGUGCUGUAUAUGCUUUUCUGGACUGGCGAACAUGGCAGUGGGGCUUUUAAAGCUUCCUCUCAAAGUCAUGAGAUGGUUCAUUCAUCAAAUCCCCUGUUGAGAUUCUUUUGAAAUUGAUUCUUUUUGUAUAUGUAACAUUCGAUUUGUUGGAGAAUAAGAGCAUGAUCUUUAUUUGCCCUUUCAUGGCGUUGUAUGUGAUUUGUGCAUUCGAUUCUGAAGAUUUUUGUUUUCCAAUCCUCUGUGAGAGGCAAUCAAAAUUUCAAGGCAUCAGAUUA
Cryptomeria japonica (Japanese cedar) is the source of this 699-nucleotide messenger RNA. RefSeq names its product signaling peptide TAXIMIN 2. Lineage: Eukaryota; Viridiplantae; Streptophyta; Pinopsida; Cupressales; Cupressaceae. The transcript is spliced from 2 exons. Bases 303 to 524 code for a protein of 73 amino acids. The record is from RefSeq and is a predicted model, not a curated record.